AUGGCUAAUAACACUGCCUGCUUUAUAAUCGUGGCUCGGAAUGAUAUUCCCAUCUACGAAGCUGAAGUUGGAUCUCCUGCUAAAAGAGAAGAUGCUGCUCAGUUGCACCAGUUUAUAUUACAUGCAGCUUUAGACAUCGUCCAAGACCUAGCAUGGACUACAAGUGCCAUGUUCUUGAAGUCCGUCGACAAGUUUAACGACCUGGUUGGGUCAGUCUAUGUUACUGCAGGCCAUAUCCUUUUUAUACUUGGAAUCAAAAUAGCAAAGUGGAAAUCGUUUUAUGAUGUCAGAUUAACAGAUUCCUCUCCAAUGUCAAAUGUUUGUUUCUUUCCUUAA
Microthlaspi erraticum is the source of this 336-nucleotide messenger RNA. NCBI's taxonomy places the organism in Eukaryota, Viridiplantae, Streptophyta, Magnoliopsida, Brassicales, Brassicaceae. The record is from the annotation of a GenBank genome assembly.